AUGCAGGCGGAGGCGAGGCGGGCAGGGUGCGGGCAGCGGGCGGCGGGCAGCGGGCGGCGGGCAGCGGGACGGCGGCCGCCGGGCUGCCCGCGCCUCCCGCCGCGCUCCGCGAUGCCGAGGCCGGGGAAGGAGCUAGGCGCCGGGCUGCGGGUGCCCUUGCCCUUUCCGACCCGAUUAGCGCAAGGCUGCCUUCCCCCCACCCCAUCUGGCAUCGAAAUCGUUCAUUUCGGGGCUCGCUCGGGAAUAAAUCUGUGUUUCUCUCGGUGCGCCUAUUUACACCCGAAGCCGCUCGCACCGGGCACGGCCCCGCCGAGCCGCCUUCCCGCCCCCCCCCCCCGCUUUCGGGAGACCACCGGCAGCUCGGCGCCCCCGGGAACUUCGCCCCCCGGAGCGGCGGCGUGGGCGGCGGAGGUUCCCGGCCCCCCCCCACCCCGGGAACGGGGGCCGGGGGGAGGGCGCGUUCGCUGCCUCCCCACCGCCCUCCUCGUUACGGUGCUGCCCGACGCAUCCCUUCCCAGAAGGGAUUAUUUCGCCAAACGAAACAAACGGCAGCGAGCGGCCCCCGCCAAACUUUCCACCCGCCCUCGCCGGGCCCCGCACGGCUCCCCACGACCCCGCAUCUCCCCGUCUCCCCGGGUCGUCCUCCCCCCGGCCCCGCGGCUCUGCCUCCCCCCGGCCGCCCUUUGUCCGGGCCGGGCGGCGCCGGGGCCGCUCCCCGAGCCGGAGCCGCCGGGCACCGCAUCCCGGGCAGGGCCGCCGCGCCCCGGCCGCCGGCACGGCCAUCUCCCGGCAUUGUUCCCUCCUCCUCCGGGGCUACCCCGCCGGCGCGGCGCGGCUCCGCUCCGCUCCCCCCCGGGCCGGGCGCUGGGCCCGGCGGCAGCGCUGGGGGAUGGCGGGGCCCGUCCGCGGGUUACUCACCAGGGAGAGGGGGAAGGUAAUCCUCGCCCCGACAAGUGGCACAAAGACGGGCUCCUGCCUCCGCUGCCCCCGGCGCUAUUACCCGGCUCUUCUGGGCUGCCGGCGGCCGAGGCGGGGAAGGCGCCCGGCGGAGGCCCGACGUGCCGCCGGGCAGCGGGAGCGGGCAACCCCGCCGGAGCCUUCCCCGGGCCGGCGUCCCCGCCCGGUCCGGAGCGGACAACGCAGCCGACGGGGCGGCCCCGGCCGGGCUGCCCCCGCCCGCCGCAGAGCUCGCCGGCCCCGGGGCUCGGGGGCAGCGCCCGGGCUCGCACCCCCGCAGGCGCGGGGCGCGGGUAUUUACGGACACGCACGCAGUUUAUGCUUCCAAGUGCCACGACCGGGGAGCGCCCACAGCAAACCCCAACCGACCCCGGCCGCCUGGAAGAGCCCGGUGCCGGUCUCGGCGGCGCUGGGAAGCCCGGCGUGCAAACCGGGCGGCAUCCAAGUCCGCCGAUUUGGGAGGCAGCCGCUCCCCCGGGCUCACCGAGAAGCCGCACAGGGCUUUUGGGGACAGGAGUGGGGACACGGGGGACAGCGAAGGUGCGCCCGGGCCCGAUCCGGCUCCAGCCCCGCAGCCGGCCGGGGCCGCAGGCGGGACGAAGGGGGCCCGGCCCGGCUCUGCCCGGCCCUAACCGGGGAGAGAGCGGCUCCCCGGCCGCCGGCACCGGCCGGGCCUCCGGGCAGGUGCGCUGCCCGCCCCGGGGGGCCCUGCGAGCCCUGCCCACCGCCCCCCCAACACCGCGUACGAACUACCUCGUUACCUACGGGCACGGUAUUACGCACGUUUAUUCCGCCGGAAAACCUCCCGCGGAGAAUCGAGGGCGACCCGGGCUGCGGAGCCCCCGGCCGCCCAACGCCGCCUCCCCGCUGCUUCCAGCCCCCCCAAAAGCGCAGCCCCGGCCCCGCCGACGGCCCCCACCACGGCAGCGGCCCGGUACGGAGGCGCCCGCCGACCACAGGCUCCCGGGGAAGGGGAGUCCCCGGCAGCGGCCGGGGCGGGACCGGGGCUCCGACAGGCAAAACAGAGUCCCACGGACACGCGUGGGCCGACGGCCAUCCAGCCCCGGGGGGGGGCGGCCCGGGCUCUGCCGCUCCACAGCCAGGACCCCGAUGGGGGGAAGAGGGCGGCUGUGGGGGUCAAGGGGCCAGCAAGCAGUGAUGCCCAGCUGCCGCUUUGCCUCUCCGUGGGAAGUGCCAGGUUUCUGCCCGUGA
Messenger RNA from Harpia harpyja (harpy eagle), 2169 nucleotides. Its product is annotated as basic proline-rich protein-like. NCBI's taxonomy places the organism in Eukaryota, Metazoa, Chordata, Aves, Accipitriformes, Accipitridae. The transcript has 3 exons. The coding region runs from base 1 to 2169 and encodes 722 amino acids. The record is from RefSeq and is a predicted model, not a curated record.